AUGUGCUAUUCGGCUCCAUCGCCCGCAGUACGCUUAUCUCAAGCCUCCCCUUCAUUGGCAGUAGCUUCCAGUGAAAAGAGCUCUAAGACAUCGAAACUCGAAGCUCUCCCUGAAGAAAUAUAUGCUAUGAUCUGGGGCGAGACUAUCGAUACCGUCGAGGGUCAAAAUGUCCUAGUUAGAUGCCGGUCAAUCGGUAAUAGCUUUGAAACAUACAGCGAUGAACCGAAGUUCAACGGAUUCGGCGUCUCCCGCAAGUCUCGGGAGUGGACAAAGAGCCAAUACAAUGUCGCCUACCUCGCGGAGCUCAGAGGCUAUACCGGACCGCUCACGCCUCUCGAAAAUCUGUGGCUCAAUCCAACGUGCGAUCGCUUUUGUCCUGUGAUGGAACACGAAUGGACACCAGAGGCCUUUGCAGUUGCAUGUGAGGUGAUGAGGGUAAUUAAAGUCUCUCGCAUUGCCGUCAGCGACUGCUCGCACUCGACCGGCAGCCUUAAAAGUCCUUGGACUUCAUUCUACUGCAUAUCCAACGUCGAAAACUGGAGCUUGAGCUACAGAGAGAUCUUCAUGUACACGACCAAGCACAACUUAGAUGCACAUCAAGAAGCGAAGUUUGUACCAUGGUCGACUGUAAAGAUUGACCUUAAUUUCCUCCAGCAGCAAUGUAGGGGAAUGCAAUUGUUCAAGGCAAGAUCUACCUUCAAGAUAAUUAAGGCCGCCGAGAAGGCACAAGCUAGGGCAGAUGAGAUCGCAAGGUCAAAGCAGGAGAAGAGAAUCAAGGUGGACGGAACACCUACUUGGCUAUUUGAAAAUGGGAUGAAGGGCUGUGAGCUAGAGCCGAAGAUGAUAGUUGAAGUUAGAUCACUUGAUAUUUGGAGUGGGUCCCUUAUAGAAAACAGUUCCGAAGAUGAGAGUGAGAAGGAUGAGGACUCAAAGGUGGAUGAGAGCGAGGAAGACGAGAAUAGCGGUGAUGAUGUGACAAAUUGA
Messenger RNA from Sclerotinia borealis F-4128, 984 nucleotides. NCBI's taxonomy places the organism in Eukaryota, Fungi, Ascomycota, Leotiomycetes, Helotiales, Sclerotiniaceae. The record is from the annotation of a GenBank genome assembly.